This is a messenger RNA of Cuscuta campestris, 648 nucleotides long. The record is from the annotation of a GenBank genome assembly. Lineage: Eukaryota; Viridiplantae; Streptophyta; Magnoliopsida; Solanales; Convolvulaceae.
GCCAAAACAGUUUACACUCUCAUUCGCCCAAAAAAUAACAGCUUAGGGUUUGACUGGAAAAAAAUUGCAAAAUUCUUGAAAAUUCAGAGGGGAGAUUUUUCCGGCGAUUUCAGCUUCUCGCCGGCCGAUCUCCAAAUUGUCCACACAAUUUCCGCUCCCAAUUCAUCGCCUUAUCCUAUUUUCCCGUUCGAUUUUUCGCAUUUCUUUGCCAUUUUUUUAUUUUCCAGAGAAAGAUUGCGGAUUUAUAGAUAUAUUGCACUCAAUUAUAUGUGAGUGGGUCUGCGUUGGAGAGAGAGAGAGAGAGAGUGAGAGAAAGAGAGAUAGAUGGGAUAGCAGGGAAGGGGGUAUUUAACGACAGCUGUUUUUGUCUCUGACGCGGGAGAAUUCAAUUUUAUUUUUCCCAAACAAAAUACAAUUCUUGAUUUUUCUAGUGUCCUGAAUUUUCUGUCCACCUUCGUUUUAUUUUUUUCCAAACAAAGAUUUGAGCUCCAAUUUCUUUGCAUGCAAUCCGGGGGUGGGGCACAGCAAGGAGGUGGUGCCGCCGCCGGGCAUGGGCGGGGCACGGCAGCCUCGGAGUCUGCCUCUCCGUCCUCAUCCUCUUCGGCAUCUCAGCUGGACCAGCAGCAACAGCAACAACAUCAGAGACAG